This is a messenger RNA of Ostrea edulis (European flat oyster), 1641 nucleotides long. RefSeq names its product toll-like receptor 7. Lineage: Eukaryota; Metazoa; Mollusca; Bivalvia; Ostreida; Ostreidae. The coding region runs from base 183 to 1610 and encodes 475 amino acids. Gene Ontology annotation, cellular component: extracellular matrix. The record is from RefSeq and is a predicted model, not a curated record. Gene Ontology annotation, molecular function: protein binding. The transcript is spliced from 3 exons.
GAUUGAUCAAGGGAUUCUCUUGCUCUAUGUUCUUGUAUGAUUCAUGAUAGCGAAGUCGUGUAUCUGUUUGAAAGAAAUAAGGGAAAUUUCGAAAUAGGAUUGACGUUUCCAAAGUCAGAGAUAAGACCCUGAGAGCUCUACAGAUCAGAAGGAAUUCACCGACUGGCAGUGCAGAUUUUACCAUGUUGACUUCGUUGUUGGUGUGCUUUGCCCUGCUAUAUAAAGAAGUAGAACCUAGCAUUGUUCCAGGAAAACGCGCAUAUUGUACUCCGCCAACUUCCUAUGAUGGCACGUGCAGUUGCGAAAAUGACGUCGUGACUUGUACCGGGCAAACGAGGGUGCCAACAUUCUCCGGCAGUAUUCACUACAAGAAAGUUUCAUUUGUCAAGGGUAACUUUAGAAACAUUACCAGUUACGUUAACCCAUUUGCAAAUCUUCAAACAGAUGAACUAGUUCUUCAUGAUAUGGUAAUACUGGGAAUUCCGGAUCAUGCAUUUUUACCUGUGAAAUCCAUGUUAAAGAAACUGGACCUCUCUAAAAACUAUCUCACCGCUUUGCCAAAAGCACUAAAAGACCUCGACGUUCUAGAGUCCCUUGACGUUUCUGAUAAUUCUAUCGGAGACAAAAAUUUUACAGAAGAUGUUUUGAGAAAAAUUGGAGCGACUCUGACAUCAUUAACCUUUGGCAGUUACGAUAUACUAAAUUGGCCACUGACUUUAAAGCAUCUUCAGAUGUUACAAAAUCUUAAUCUGACCCGAGCAGCCUUCCAGUUUAUGCCUCAGGACGCAUUUCACGGAUUCGCCGGGACGUUACUGACCUUAAGUCUCAGUAAAACGGGGCUUAAAUCAUUGCCUUUAGCUGUUGCUCGGCUAAAUUAUUUACAAUCCUUCAACUUUGAUCAGAAUACCGGUGUCGGAGACUACGGUAUGAAUGUCCCAUUACUACAAGGUAUAAUGAAUUACUUGACAAACGUUUCUCUGAAGCAGGACAGUCUUAAAACAUUCCCGGAGGCUCUGUCUGUGUUUCAUAAUUUGAAAUCAGUUAGCAUGGACUUGAAUAUGUUAGACUUCGUAAGUGACCACGCAGCGGGGUCUGUGAAACAGAUUGAGAAUCUAAGCAUGCGCAAUUCUAACAUAUCCCGUAUCCCGCAAGCUUUGGCUGACAUCACCUCUCUAAAGUCUUUGGACUUGACGGAUAACCGUAUACAUAGUAUUGAUGUUCAGGAUGUCCAAAUUUUACACUCGGUGAAAGAAAUCAAACUUAAUAACAACCCCAUCCUUUACAUUUCAAAUCAUGCCUUUGACAACAAUGGAAAUCUGGAACGACUAGAGCUGAGAAACACGAGCUUGAAAGAGGUACCAUGUGCUCUAAAAUCUGCCAUUGAAAAUUUGACACGUGUAAAACACCACUUUCCGUUGACAGUGGACUUAUCCAACAACGACAUCAGAUGCACCUGUGAGCUGAAGUGGCUUGCUGAAACACUCAGCUCACAUCAAAGCAACAUCACGUGGGACAUUAUUGGAGAUUGCGAGACCAUCGUUAUGAGUAUCAAUGAUUACCUGAAUUCAGACAAUCUUCUGGGUUGCCCCUCAUCAAAUAUUUGUAAUUGAAAUGAAAUUUUAUUAAAACCUGAUUGCUCUC